This is a messenger RNA of Eublepharis macularius, 1290 nucleotides long. Its product is annotated as rho-related GTP-binding protein RhoU-like. Bases 32 to 721 code for a protein of 229 amino acids. NCBI's taxonomy places the organism in Eukaryota, Metazoa, Chordata, Lepidosauria, Squamata, Eublepharidae. Gene Ontology annotation, molecular function: GTP binding; GTPase activity. The record is from RefSeq and is a predicted model, not a curated record. The transcript has 3 exons. Gene Ontology annotation, biological process: small GTPase-mediated signal transduction.
GUGCGCGCCCUCGGGUCCGCCGCCGCCGCCGAUGCAGGGCUUCGCGGCUCUGCCGCCCGUGCCUCCGCGGGGUCCGCGGGGGCGGCCGCCGGAGGAGCGCCUGCCGGGGCUGGAGUGCGUCCUGCUGGGCGACGGCGCGGUGGGCAAGACCAGCCUGGCGCUCAGCUACAGCGCCAACGGCUUCCCGGCGCGCUAUCUGCCCACGGCCCUGGACCGCUACUCCGCCGUGGUGGAGGUGGACGGAGCCCCGCUGAGGCUGCAGCUCUGCGACACCGCGGGGCAGGAGGAGUUCGACGGGCUGCGCCGGCUGUGCUACCCGCGCGCCGCGGUCUUCCUGCUGUGCUUCAGCGUGGUGGCGCCCGCCUCCUUCGAGAACGUGUCGGCCCGCUGGGCCCCGGAGCUGCGGCGCCACUGCCCGGCCACGCCGGUGCUGCUGGUGGGCACCCAGGCCGACCUGCGCCACGACGUGCAGGUGCUGAUCGCGCUGGCCCGCCGCCGCCAGCGGCCCGUGCCCGCCGCCGCCGCCCGCGCCCUGGCCGCCCAGCUGGGCGCCGUGGGCUACGCCGAGUGCUCGGCGCUGACCCAGCACAACCUCAAGGAGGUCUUCGACGCCGCCAUCGCCGCCGGCCUGGGCCGCGCCCGCGCCCGGCCCUGCGCCGCCGCCCGCCUGCGGACGCUCUCCAAGGCCUGGUGGAGGAAGUACGGCUGCCUGCGCCCCUAGCCCGGCCCGCCGAGGGAGAAGCUGGCCCGGCAGGGCGAGGCCGGUCCGGCGGGAAGCCUCCCGCAGCUCCUCUCCUCGGGUUGCAAAAGGCCCCAGGAGCGCCGCCUGGCCCCGGCCCCCCUUCCAGGCGGGCGGAGAAGGGCGCACCUGGCACGGCCCGCUCGGCCCUUUCCGGGCUUGUCUCUGGCUGGGCGGCCCCGGAGCUGGCACGGUGUGCUGGAGGCGGGCGGGCUGGGCUGGGCUGGGCUGGGCUGGGCGGUCUCCGGGCCGCCUCCUGUGCAGGGGAGUGGCUGCUGUCACGGGCCCGGGGGCUGCUCCGGGAGUCUCCUCGUCAGCUGGCGGCGGCGGCGCCUGCACCAGGGACACCCAACGCCCAGGAGCCGCGUGGUGCUCCCCGCAGGCUGUGAACUCUGCCGCAGCCCCGGGCGUCUCUCUGCCAGAGCCCCCCCCUUCCUAGGUUGUGUUCACAGGGAAUUUUUCUGUGGGGGGGGCAGGUCUCUUUGGUUUUGCAUUAAAGGCGUCUUGCCGCUUCUCUCCCCCAACGUUUGAGAUUCCCUCUGGUGGUGCUU